UGACUUUUAUCGAGUUCUUUGGCGGCGUUGGUUCAAGUUAGGAGGAGUUUGGUAUUACAUUUAUCAACUUUAUUAGAAGUAAUCGCCCAGGAUAAUCCAACGCAACGAUGGGGAAGAAAAACACCAAAAACAAGAACAACAAAAAGCCGUCUAAAAAGGCGGUCAAACGCGCGGCGGAGAAAGAAUUGCGGAAGGCGGCCAAGUUUGAGAUGCUCCAGAAUCGCAACAAAUACCAGGAACCGAUUAAGGAGAGGCUGAAAGCAAGAAACUGCCCGCAUCAGGAGAUUGGGAAUAUGUUCCGCAGCGUAAAGUGCAAGGAGGCUAUGUGGAAACAUCAGGACCCGGUGCCGGUGCGUUUCUGCUAUUCGAACUACCCGGCGAGAUGGAUGAAAUCCACGGAGGAGAUUCAACACCUUAUCAAUUUCGUCAACAACGAUUGCUCGCGAAAUGGGGCGAAAAAGCCAAUUUACUCGAACAACGUGGGCGGCUACUUGCUGCUAUUGAUGCAAGACGAGGCGAGUGCCGAGUAUGUGAACGGAUUGCUUGACAAGCUGAACAGCAGCUUCCCAGACGAAGGGCUGCGGGUGCCCUCGCUGGAGGAAAUUAAGACGUUCCACGACGGCUGGGAGGAGCGAAGCCCGAACAUGUUCUCCAAGUACCUGAAGGGUGGUGCCCUGCGCGUGCCGAAACCCAAGGCCAACUAGACGAUCUCGACGGCGUUUUCUUAUUUUGUUGAUUAACUCUUUAUUUUCAUUGACGAAUGCUGAAUUGAUUUUUUUUUCGUCACGCGGUUAGAUUCUGAAUCUACGAGUACUGAAUUAACAUUUCUAACUUUUAGUUUAACAAUCAAAUGUAUUGUUGCGCAAUAUAAUUAGAAUAAAUGAGGCUCCUGUAGUCCUGUA
Culex pipiens pallens (northern house mosquito) is the source of this 902-nucleotide messenger RNA. RefSeq lists its product as uncharacterized. Bases 108 to 704 code for a protein of 198 amino acids. Lineage: Eukaryota; Metazoa; Arthropoda; Insecta; Diptera; Culicidae. The record is from RefSeq and is a predicted model, not a curated record. The transcript has 4 exons.